CAUUGCUCCUGGUACACAAUUGGAGAAAAUGAAUACUUCCUGAGAUAACUGAAAACGCCGACACGUAGAUAAAAGCCUUGACGAUUUAAUCGUUCAUGUCGUCGCUCUCCUCUUUAAUUCCCUCACCUGCCAACCUCAACUUCCCCUCCACUUUCCUCAUAAAUACAUCUUCUUCUUCUUCUUCUUCUUCAUCACCCCCGUCCUUAACCUUUUUAUCUCCCCUCACUCAAACAUGCAGCUCUUUCAACUCUCACCAUUUCUCUUUCUUUCGCUUGCUGCUGCUUCUUAUGUCAGCUCUGAUACAAGUGUCUUCCCCUCUGAGUGCUUAAAGGUUCCAACUUCCACAUUCAUCACCUCUUUGCAGACCACCAUUACCGUCAUGCGACACACCACUCCUAUCAUUUCUCAGUUUGCUAAUUUGUUAGGAGAUUUUCGGCUCAAAAAUGCUGUAACGGAUUGUCUUGACUUGCUUGAUUUCUCCAUUGAUGAGCUCGACUGGUCCGCCUCUGCUUCUCAAAAUCCUAAUGAAAAACACAACAGUAGCGGUGAUCUAAGUUCAGAUUUGAGAACAUGGUUAAGUGCUGCACUGGCUAAUCAGGAGACCUGCAAGGACGGAUUUGAAGGCACAAAUGGCCUCGUCAAAGGCGUGGUGGAAGGAAGCGUUGAUCAAAUCUCUUCAUUGGUUCAGGAACUUCUAACAAUGGUGCAUCCCAUCUCUAGUGGCCAGAAUGGAAGCAAAGCUAACGGUGGAAGCGGCCGUGGCGGUGGCAAAUCCGAGCGGAAGUUCACACAAAACAGCCAAUUUCCCUACUGGUUUAAACGUGAGGACAGAAAAUUAUUGCUAGUAAAUGGGGUUCAAGCUGAUGCCGUAGUAGCAGCAGAUGGGAGUGGAAAUCAUACUAGUAUAAUGGAGGCAGUGAUGGCAGCACCUGAUUAUAGUAUGAAAAGAUAUGUAAUCUAUAUUAAAAGAGGUAUAUAUAAAGAGUACGUGGAGAUCAAGAAGAAGAAAUGGAACCUCAUGAUCUUUGGAGAUGGAAUUGACGCCACAAUUAUUUCUGGGAAUAGAAGUUUCAUCGACGGCUGGACCACCUUUAGGAGUGCCACCUUCGCUGUAAGUGGAAGAGGAUUCAUAGCACGAGACAUAACGUUCGAGAACACAGCAGGACCUGAGAAACACCAAGCUGUAGCACUGCGAUCAGACUCCGAUCUCUCUGUAUUUUAUCGAUGUGCAAUUAAAGGUUACCAAGACUCCCUCUAUACGCACACAAUGCGCCAAUUCUUCCGCGAAUGCAAAAUCAGUGGCACAGUUGAUUUCAUUUUUGGCGACGGCACUGUGGUGUUCCAAAACUGCCAAAUUCUGGCUAAAAGAGGCCUGCCGGAUCAAAAGAACACCAUAACCGCACAAGGCCGCAAGGACCCGAAUCAGCCAACAGGUUUCUCCAUCCAAUUCUGCAACAUCACCGCUGAUUCUGACCUCUUACCAAACGUGAAUUCAACCGCAACGUACCUUGGCCGACCCUGGAAGCUGUAUUCAAGGACCAUUUUCAUGCAGAAUUAUAUGAGCAAUAUCAUAAGGCCAGAAGGAUGGCUGGAGAUGAACAAUGAUUUUGCUUUGGACACAUUGUAUUAUGCGGAGUAUAUGAAUUAUGGGCAGGGGGCUGGCCUGUCUAGCAGAGUCAACUGGCCCGGUCAUCAUGUUCUGAAUGGUACAGGUGAAGCAAAUAAUUUUACGGUGGCGCAAUUUCUUGAAGGAAACUUGUGGUUGCCACCAACUGGUGUUAAAUACACAGCAGGCUUGGUUGUGUAAACAGAAAAUGUACCAUUUUCUUGUAUUUUUACUUAAACUGGUAUGAAGCAGCAGCUGCGGUGGAAUUACUGUAAGUUGAAAUAAUUUACCUUCAUUUUUUGUCGAAGAAAAUUUGAUUUGUUCCGCUGGAGAUAUUUAUCACUUUAUUUGUAUAGACAGAACUAUUAAUUUACCAUUUUUAUGCAACUAGUGAAGAUUUUGAGCUUGGCUUA
Messenger RNA from Mangifera indica (mango), 2019 nucleotides. Its product is annotated as pectinesterase/pectinesterase inhibitor PPE8B. Bases 233 to 1807 code for a protein of 524 amino acids. Lineage: Eukaryota; Viridiplantae; Streptophyta; Magnoliopsida; Sapindales; Anacardiaceae. The record is from RefSeq and is a predicted model, not a curated record. Gene Ontology annotation, biological process: cell wall modification. Gene Ontology annotation, molecular function: pectinesterase activity; pectinesterase inhibitor activity. The transcript has 3 exons.